UGUAUUUUGUCAUGAUAUGUUGUCCAUAAAGAUACAUAGGGGACUUAUACAUAGCAUCUUCAUGGAGAGUUAGGAUGUGUUCCAUAUGUGCUCAUAGUUUACACAUGUAUAUUUACAAACAGAGCUACUGAAAUUGGUUGAGCACAAAGCGACAUUACAAAGACAUUAUCAAUGUCCCUUUAGAUUAAUUAAAGAUGCAAAGACCAUUUCAUUCUGGACGGCAACUUCUUCAAUCUUGUCUCUCCAUGUGCAAUAGUACCUACGUAUAUAUCUGCUCUAUAUAUAGAGACUCCAUGCAACGUUCACUUCACAGCCAUCUCCAAUACCUUCAGCAGUCUUAAUUUGCAUUUCAAGAUCUUUGUAUUUCCAGGGCUAGCUAGCAGAGUAGUACGUAGCAAUGGCGAACUACUUGGUACUAAUCAGUGUAAUGGCCAUGGCUUGCACCCAAGUCAUGGCCUUUGAGCCAAGCCCUCUGCAAGAUUUUUGCGUCGCUGAUACUUCUAGCUCAAUAACGGUGAAUGGUCAUGCUUGUUUGGACUCCAAGAAGGUUGAGGCCAAGCAUUUCUCCUUCAGUGGUCUUCACAUUGCCGGCGACACAUCAAAUCCCUUAGGUUCUGCAUUUACCCGAGUAUUUGUUGACGUAUUACCUGGACUCAACACUCUUGGCAUCUCAGUGGUUCGGAUUGACAUGGAACCAUGGGGUUUAGUUGCUCCUCACAUGCACCCUCGCGCCUCAGAGAUUGUAACAGUUCUUGAAGGCAAUGUCUUCGUUGGCUUCGUAACAUCCAAUCCUGAAAACCGGCUCAUCACUAAGACCCUCAAGAAGGGUGAUGUGUUCGCCUUCCCAAUUGGACUUGUUCACUUCCAGCAAAAUGUGGGCAAUUCUAAUGCUGUUACACUUGUUUUCUUCAGCAGCCAAAACCCGGGUAUAAUCGCCGUUCCUCCUUCUGUUUUUGGAUCAAACCCGUCAAUUGCUGUUGACAUUCUUGCCAAGACUUUCCAGGUGAACAAGGAUGUGGUCAAUCAAAUUCAAGACAAAUUUUAGAAGAUGUCACAUGAACAAAAUUUUCUACAUUUGUCAGAUUCAUGGGUGAAACUGUGUGGUCUACGCCUUCUCCAAACUUCAUUUUCCUGUUCUUUCAAUUAAAAUCAUUGUAUUGAAAUUUUCAAGUUUUGCAUUAUG
Tripterygium wilfordii is the source of this 1183-nucleotide messenger RNA. Its product is annotated as putative germin-like protein 2-3. Gene Ontology annotation, molecular function: manganese ion binding. The record is from RefSeq and is a predicted model, not a curated record. Lineage: Eukaryota; Viridiplantae; Streptophyta; Magnoliopsida; Celastrales; Celastraceae. Bases 398 to 1045 code for a protein of 215 amino acids. Gene Ontology annotation, cellular component: cell wall. The transcript is spliced from 2 exons.